AUGACGAUCAACUACAACUUGGCAGUGUCCACCUCGAAACCGUGGACACUUUUCAAGCUGCUCCUCAAAUGGCGGGGAAGCAUUUGGAAGGCGGUGAUCCUCGAGUACGCCGUCUGGCUUAUUCUCUACGCGAUAAUUAGUGUGAUCUACCGGACGGCGUUGAACCCGUCGCAGCAGAGAACAUUUGAGAGAAUCGUACAAUAUUGCGAUAGCCGCCUCAAUUAUAUACCUCUCAAUUUUAUGCUCGGAUUUUUCGUGACCGCCGUCGUCAACAGAUGGACAUAUUUGUAUCAGAUCAUCGGAUUCAUUGAUAACAUCGGCUUGAUGGCGGCCGAAUACGUUCGGGGCAGAAGCGAACAAGCGCGAAUGUUUCGCCGCAACAUCGUUCGAUAUUGCGAAUUGGCACAAGUUCUAGUGUUUCGCGACAUCAGUAUGCGCACGCGUCGACGAUUUCCGACACUCGACACAGUUGUGGCGGCGGGAUUCAUGAUGCCGCAUGAGAAGGAGCGAUUCGACGAGAUCCAAUACAAAUACUCGAAGUACUGGGUGCCAUUCCAAUGGGCGCUCUCAUUGACAUACGACGCGCGCAAAAAGGGCCUCAUCGAGAGCGACUAUUAUCAAGUCGUCGUGCAAGAAGAGAUCAAAAAAUUCCGAACCGGUCUCGCGUGGAUUUGCAAUUACGAUUGGGUGCCGAUUCCGAUAAUGUAUCCGCAAUUGGUGUGUCUCGCCGUUCACACGUACUUCUUGAUGUGCCUACUGGCGAGACAAUACGUCGUCACCGAGCACGCCAACAACAAAACCGAAAUUGAUCUCUAUUUUCCGAUCAUGUCCACCCUUCAAUUCAUUUUUUAUAUGGGCUGGAUGAAGGUCGCCGAGGCGAUGCUCAACCCAUUCGGAGAAGACGACGACGACUUUGAGUGUAAUGCGCUCAUCGACAGAAACAUCACGAUGGUCCUCAUGAUGGUUGAUCGGGGAUACGAUCGCGCUCCGGAGCUUAAGCGCGACGACUUCUGGGAUGAAGAAGUCGAGCCGCUGUAUUCUGAGGAGACCGCAAAGAUACCCAACAACCCGCUCAAAGGAUCAGUGUCGGAUGUGAAACUUCCUGAAUAUGUGCACGAGAUUAAGAUGGUGCCGCAUUGUGACGACACUCAACCGCUAGUCGGUGAUGAUCAGAAUCUGAGACGACGACGAAUAUCAACUGUUGUGCCGGUAAAGCCAUCGGAUCAGCAGCAUCACACCCAUCAUCGAACACGGGCCUCGUUGGGCAACAUUGAAAUGUUCCGAAGUUUCAAGCACAAAAUCGAGAGGUCGUUCUCGAAGCCGCAUUUGCAUGAUGAUCUCGGUCGAAAGACAUUGUCGCACGGGAUGCUCGAGAAUAUGGCGUUCGAUGGUGAUGGUGCGAUGGCGAAACCCUCGAAUGGCGUCGAGGGUGAAUCAUCAUUCAGCAACGCCGCAUUUGUGAAAUCAGGUGAGAAAGAGAGAGAGAGAGAGAGAGAGAGAGAGAGAGAGAGAGAGAGAGAGAGCGCGCGCUUCAAAAUCCCAAUGCUUACAGGCGAAGACAUCUCGGCGUCGCCAUCUCUACCGCAAUUGUCGGCAAACGCGAAAAGCUUCCAGCAUCAUGUGCUCGACGAUGUUCUCGAAGACGACGAAACCGAAGAAGCGAUCGCGACACGCAAGAAGAGCGUUCUAGAGCCGGCGAUAACACUUGUCGAGAGACACGACGAGCAGACUCCAGACGGUUCUUCGAGUCCAACGUCUGCUCCACGCCCUGUCAGCCAACGCGGCGCAUUCUUCAUCGGCGCCGGACGCUCGGAAAGCGAAGAUCAAUCGCAUCCGCAUUUGAGGCCUCCGAAAAAUGACUAA
Molecule: messenger RNA, 1863 nt
Organism: Caenorhabditis bovis
Lineage: Eukaryota; Metazoa; Nematoda; Chromadorea; Rhabditida; Rhabditidae
Source: the annotation of a GenBank genome assembly